CGCUCCCGCUCCCGCUGCCGCCACAGUCCGCGGGCGGUGCCGUCCCGGCCGGAGCAGCGGCAUGUGCGAUCCCGCCGUGUCCCUCUUCCUCACCCAGACGCUGUGCGCCCAUGGCGGGCGGCUGCCGCUGCGGGAGCUGCAGGAGGACGUGGGGCUGUCGGCGCCGCAGCUGCAGGACACGCUGCGGGCGGCGGGGCCCCGGCGGUUCCUGGUGGCGGGGGGCGGCCGGGCGGUGCUGGCCGUGACGGACGUGCGGGUCUGCGUCCGCAAGGAGUGCGACGGCUGCGAGCGGCUGCACCUCUGCAAGCUGCACCUCAUGGGCAGGUGCAACCUGGGGCCCAGCUCUUGUAAGUACUCGCAUGACAUCAUGAAUGAGGAGAACAGGAAAAUUCUAAAAAAACACGGUUUGUCUGGCCUCAGUGAGAAUGAGCUGCAAGUCCUGCUUCUCCAAAACGACCCAUUCUUCCUCCCUGAUGCCUGCCAGUUUUACAACAAGAAAGGUAGUCACUGUAUGCAGCAACACAACUGCAACAAGCUUCAUGUUUGUCAACACUUUCUCAAGGGGAGAUGUAAAUUUCCUCGAUGCAUAAUGUCCCAUAACCUCUUGGAUAACCAUGCAUUGAGAGUGUUGGACAAUGGAGGCAUUGAUGGAAAGACAGCUUCAAACUUCCAGGAGAUAUGUGAUUACAAGCAUAUAGAAUUCAACAGGGAACAGAAGAAGGUGUAUGUACCCAACUACAGAAAUGAAUAUUGGAAAAAGCCAGCAGUUACAAGGAUUAAAGAAGUGAAGACAACUUUGGAAACAGUGCAGAGCACACUGGAUGUGCCACCUUCAGGAGGUGCCAGUAGCACCGUGCCUGCCCAGAGCCAAGACCAGUUGCCAAAGGGAGCAGGAGAUAAAGAUAAAGGUGCCAGUAGCACUGUGCCUGCCCAGAGCCAAGACCAGCUGCCAAAGGGAGCGGGAGAUAAAGGUGCCAGUAGCACCGUGCCUGCCCAGAGCCAAGACCAGCUGCCAAAGGGAGCAGGAGAUAAAGAUAAAGGUAAAAAGGACAGCUCCUCUGAUGAAGCUUCGAAGGACAACAAAAAAGUUAACUGUGAUGAGAUCUGUUUGUUCUAUGUCUGGAAAUACUGCAAAAACAAGGAUAAAUGCAAAUCUGUUCAUUACCAUUUGCCAUAUAAAUGGGAGAUACACGAUGGAUUGAACUGGAAUACACUUUCCAUGAUGGAGGAAAUUGAAAAGGCCUAUUGUGACCCAAAGAACAGCAGCUUCCCAAGUAAGAACAUUAAUUUCCAGACAAUGACCUGCUCUUCUUCUUUGGUUCGACGCCUCUCUACACCAUCAUCAGUCACAAAACCCACAUUCCUGCUGACCACACAGUGGAUUUGGUACUGGAAGAAUAACCAAAACGAGUGGAUUGAAUAUGGAGAGCAGGAAGAAGGGAACAGCACGACCUCACCAUCUUCUGCUAUUAUUGAGAAUUUGUAUCAAGCAGAUCCAUGUGCCAUUGUACCUUUCCAAGCUGGCCAACAUCAGUAUGAACUCAAUUUUAAAGAAAUGACUCAGACAAACAUCAGUUUUAAAACUCGAAGACAGGUUUGCAGGCGACCAAAAUUUGUGUCUUCUGAAGAUGUGCAGAAGAUAAAGACAGGCAGCCAAAGGGAUUCUUCUAUUCCAAAUCAGACCUGUCCUAGUCACUGGGAUGCAUCUGCACUGCCUGACUUUGGAUACAAGGCAGUGGUGAUCAGCAGCACAACCUCUGAAUACAAUGAAAUAAAGCAGCUGUUUCAUCAGACUAUGAAAAAUUACAGCAUCCUUAAAAUACAGAGGAUUCAGAAUCCAUCCCUCUGGAAGGUGUUUCAGUGGCAAAAAGAGAAGAUGAAAAGGGAAAAUGGAGGAAAGGAAGUUCAGGAAAAACGCCUGUUCCAUGGAACUGACGUCACCUCCAUGGAAACGAUCUGCAGUCAGAACUUUGACUGGAGAAUUUGUGGAAGCAAUGGAACUAACUAUGGGAAGGGAAGUUACUUUUCUAGAGAUGCUCGCUAUUCCCAUGCCUACUGCCAGGCUGUGCUGCAGGAACGCUUCAUGUUCGUGGCUCGUGUUCUGGUUGGAGACUACGUUAAAGGCAACGCUGCCUACGUGCGGCCCCCCAUGAAGUGUGCUGACAAGCUGUGGUUAUAUGACAGCUGUGUGGAUGACGAGUUAAAUCCUUCUGUUUUUGUUGUCUUUGAGAAACACCAGGUUUACCCAGAGUACAUAAUAGAGUAUAAAGAGGAGAGAAUAAGAGAGCAGAAAGAGACGGGAAUACGAGAGGUGAAAGAGACAGGAAUAAGAAUGCCUAGAGAGGAGGGAAAAAAAUGUGUUGUAUCUUAGAGGAACGUGGCAGUUUGUGUCCCUCAUCUUGUUUUCCGGAUUGCAGGUGUUCUACUAUUUGGUGACUUCUUUCUUUUUAAUACAGUUCUUCAGAAUGUUAAUCCAAUUUUUGCAUUGAGGAGGGCUGGCAAAGCGGAUGUUACAUUUGUUGUUACUGCCUUAUCUUCUUCUCUUCCUCUCUUAAAUGAAGCGCAGACAUUUUGAUAACCAGAGCAGAAAAAUGAGAAUUGUGGGAUGGGAAAUUGAAUGUUAGGACUGCUGUGGGCAAAUAAUUGCAAAUGCAUCGUCUAAAAAAAUAGAGAGGACUUCUCUUCGCAAACAAUUAAAAGAAAGAUUAACAGUACAUUAGUUUUAAAGGAAGCUUUCACAUUUUUAGUAGCCAGAGAUUUUUCUCAGUGCAGAAUUCAUCUGCUCUUGAUUCUCUCAUCUAUCAUUAUUAUAAACAACUCAGUGUAGGUAAUAAUGACUUGAGUUUGUUUUCAAAGCACUGCUUUUAAUGCUGGUACAUGUUUUGAGUUAAAAUGAUAAACAAAAAAAGAAAAAGCGUAUUUUAAAUCCAUGUUGUCAGUUCUCGAGAAUUUUCAUCUGUACAAUGGCAGAUGGAUCAAAAAGCUGUUGGAUCAGAUUCUUUGUGGAAAUGAGCAGCAACUUGCUGUAACCUAUACAAAAGCAGAGCUCAACUGAAACUGUGAAAGCCACCACAUGUGAGUAAGCAGAUACCAAAAUUUGGUGGUUUGGCUGUACCUAAUGGCCAUAAGGACACAAAGGCUGUGUCCCAACGAGCCAGGCUUUCCAGUGGAUAUGGCCACGUAGCACAACAGGACAGGAGAAGCUUCUUAAGGAUCAUAGAGAUGUUCUGUCCUGUUUGUGCAAUAAUUUUCGUUUUUCCAGAUUAGAAUGGGACCAGAAGAGACCAGUUAGGUUCUCUUGAGGCCAGUGGUAGAACUGCUGUCCUGAGGCACCAUCCGCAUGUUCUACUGCCCACUUGUGUGGGGCAGGGUGCUGACAAGUGGGGAUCCUCUUCUUGUUUUGGAGGUGAACCUGGGCAAGAAACCUCUGCAAUUUCUGCUGGAUGUUAGCAGGGAGUCUGUAAGUGGAUCAAACUGUAAGUCCUCUGUACAAAAUGCCAUAUUCAGGCAGUUUAGCUGUUCAGAGGGAAACGAUGUGACAACAGAGAAGCAGUAACUUUUACCUUCAGAUAAGCUUUACAGAAACACCAAUAGCCUCUAAGGUUUUUGCAUCUAUGAUAGAAAUCUGUCAACUACUCAAAGAUAUCAAGUUCUUCCCAAGAGGAACAGAAAAAAUAAAUCCAGAAAAUCUUACGAAAAUCACUUGGAACUAAAUGAAAACAUGCGGAGAAGAUUUUAACACUUUUUAAGAUCUCUUUUUCUCUUGUUUGCCUGUAGAAUUCCUGAAUUACUGAGCUUGUUGCAUUUGCAAAUAAAACCUGUUUUUAGGCA
This is a messenger RNA of Passer domesticus (house sparrow), 3831 nucleotides long. Its product is annotated as zinc finger CCCH-type antiviral protein 1-like. Gene Ontology annotation, cellular component: nucleus. The record is from RefSeq and is a predicted model, not a curated record. The transcript has 16 exons. Lineage: Eukaryota; Metazoa; Chordata; Aves; Passeriformes; Passeridae. Gene Ontology annotation, biological process: response to virus; positive regulation of mRNA catabolic process; positive regulation of type I interferon production. Bases 62 to 2371 code for a protein of 769 amino acids. Gene Ontology annotation, molecular function: RNA binding; NAD+ poly-ADP-ribosyltransferase activity; metal ion binding.